Styela clava is the source of this 3941-nucleotide messenger RNA. RefSeq lists its product as uncharacterized. NCBI's taxonomy places the organism in Eukaryota, Metazoa, Chordata, Ascidiacea, Stolidobranchia, Styelidae. The record is from RefSeq and is a predicted model, not a curated record. Gene Ontology annotation, cellular component: intercalated disc; plasma membrane; cytoskeleton. Gene Ontology annotation, biological process: wound healing; cell-cell adhesion; intermediate filament cytoskeleton organization. Gene Ontology annotation, molecular function: structural molecule activity.
UUUAUACUUGUUUCUAGAUAAUGAUCUAGUAAGAUCAAAUAUCAUAACAAUAUAUUAAACGACUUGGCAAAUAGUUGAGUAUCGAUUUCUACAAUACCUUUGUAUAGUCUGUGAAUAACAAAUAUGGAACCAGGAAUAAUUGCUGCAAUUGUGAUAUUGUCUGUCGAACUUAUUAUCAUCAUCGUUGUUCUGAUUUAUUUGUUUUCAAGAAAAAAACCUCCAGCUACCGAAACACCGAAAGACAAGGCCACUGUAGAAGCAGGAAAAUUCAAUAAAGAUGAAUCACCAGAAAAGAAAAAGGAAAUUCCAAUGGAAACCAAAGUCGUCGAUGAAAAUGAGGAAAAGAAGGAAGACGUUAAAAAGGAGGAGCCUUCACCAAUUUCUGAAAAGAAAUCAGAACCUGUCUUGAACAAAAUGGACACUUCUGACUCAAGCUCCACAUUCGAAUCUUCCAGCAGCGAGGAAUCAGAAUCCGAACCUGAAAAAACGGAACAUAAAUCAAAACCGGAAGACAAACCGAAGUCGGACUCCGAAUCUGACUCAGAUGAUUCAAAAUCUUCUACCCAAGUGAUUCCAGUGGUAUCUGGACUGGUUUCAACAGUCCCACCUGAUGGAGAGAACAAUUGUGAUAAAAUUGAACAGGAUGUCAUUGGGCCAAAUACAGAUCCCGUAAAAGAAACAAAAGAAAAAAAUGUGGAAUCGGCAGCACCUUCAUCUGAUGAGGGUGUAGGUGAUAUAGAGAAACGUCCCAUGACGUCGUCUGACACGUCAAGCAGUAGUAGCAGCUCGGAAAGUGAAACAGAAAUGGAAGUGAAAAAGGAAAAUGAAUCUGAUAACGAGAAAGAAGAAACGAUGCAGAAAGAAAAUCAUUCAUCCUCUUCGUCGAGUUCGUCUUCUUCCAGUGAAAGCGACAAUGAAAUAAUCCCGACGCCUGAUAAACCAGCACCUGUCGCAAUAAUACCUCUACAAAGAGCAGAAGCUAAUGAUUCAUCAUCCAGUGCAAUGCAUUCAUUGGAAAAUGGGAUUACUCUUUCCCUUCGUUUGGACAAUUUAAAUGAUAGAAAGUCUUCAAAGACUUCAUUAUCGACUUCAUCAUCAUCAUCCGAUUCUUCUUCCUCCUCGUCAGAUGAAGAAGGAAUUAAAGUCAUACGGAAAUACGAUACUAUGCCGAGCAAUGGGACCGUCAAUGGCGAUAUUGCUGUUAUUUAUGAUCCUUUACAACACAAGGUCGUGAAUAUGGAUAAUUUUAGAACCCGGCGAUAUUCAUCGUCUUCUAGUGGAUCUGACGUGGAUGAAAUUGUUCCCAAUCACGGAGAUGAAGUAGUGGCAGGAAUAAUCAACGUUACAAAAGGGGAAAAGCUGACAAUAAGCAAAGCUAUUUCUAAAGGUCUCAUCCCUGAGAAAACGGGUAUGCUGUUGCUGGAAGCUCAGGCUGCAACUGGCAGUGUCGUCAAUCCCAGAACAACAGUAAAGUUGUCGGUUAGCGAUGCGGUGGAAAAGGGCGUGGUUGACGCAAAAUACAAAGCUACCCUUUCUGCUUGUGAAGGCGCUUACUAUGGCUAUUUGGAUCCGAGAAAAAACGAAAGCGUACCUCUAUUUGAAGCGAUGCGACGAGGUAUAUUUCCCCGAGCUCAAGGCAUGCGACUUUUGGAAGCUCAGGUUGCGACUGGUGGCAUUAUUGAUCCGUGGACAGGCAUACGAUACCCGCUUUCUAAUGCCUUAGCAAAAGGUUUGAUUGACCAAAGUACAGCUAAAGUGCUGAAGAAUCCAGAGGAGCAUGCUGAUUUUUUCGACCCGAAUACGAAACAAAGAUUAAGUUACGGUAAUCUCCUAAGCAAAUGUAUUCGCGAUCUUAAUACUGGGUUGAAAUUUCUUUACCUGGAAGAAAAACCAACGUCAAACUUUGCUCAGUACCAGCCAGAACUACUGACAUUUCGCAGCGCGUUUCGCAGGAAAGUCACGUUACAGGAUCUCAUUGCAGCCGGUGUUGUGAGUCAAAGAACAUUGGAUUCUUUCAAUACUGGUGACAUCAGCAGAGACGAUCUUUACGAGAAACUAAAACCUUAUUUGGUUGGGGAUCUUCCCAUUGCUGGAAUAUACAACCGCUCGACUCACGAGGUUCUUUCGAUUUGCCAAGCUGUAAGGAGUGGUCUUCUCAGGAAAAGUACUGCUCUUGAACUGCUUGAGGCACAAGCAGCCACGGGAAACAUACUUGACCCUAAAACUGGCAAACAGUUAUCUGUGAGUCGUGCAAUAAGCGUUGGUCUUGUCGACAGUCAGUUUGCAUCAUCACUAAGAAAAGCGGAGCUAGCGGUAUUAGGCUACAAAUCAGCAGAGAAAAAUUCUACUAUUUCAUUGUAUGAGGCAAUGAAAAAAGGGCUUGUUCUUGAAAUUCAUGCUGUGCGACUCUUGGAUGCACAAAUAGCGACUGGUGGUCUCAUAGAUCCGGUAGGCGGAUACAGAAUUCCGGUAUCUGUUGCAGUAAAACGAGGAAUGUUGGAUCAAAGAUUAGCAGACGCUCUCGCUAACCCUACUCCAGAACAGAAAGGAUACUAUGAUCCAAAUACAGGCGAGAACCUAACUUAUGCCGAAUUACUACGAAGAACAGUUGUAGACAAAAAGAGGUAUGUUGGAAUGAGAUUGUUACCUUUGAACGAUAAAGCGCCAAACAUUAGGAUAAUCAGCAAAGGACCGACAAGAAGCCGUAAGGUCAUCAUUAUGAAUCCACAUACUAACAAACCAAUGAGUCUAAAGAAUGCAGUUGCAGCUGGAGUUAUCGACAAGGAAACAGCCAGAAGGUUACAGGCUCAACAAGGAACAUUCACUACAUAAUGCCAUAAAAUGCCCAAUUUUAUGAGUUAAUUAAAAGCAAAUUGACAUCAGUAUACGCUAUUUAAUUGCAGUUUGUUUUACGGUUUAUGGCAGGCUAUUUCUAAAAACCUAUAUCUCUGAUGUUGUACAUGAGAAUGACAAAAUCGUUCCAAAAUCUAAAAUGUUUGCGGAUUUCAUUGCAAUUUAACAAACAGUUUCAUUAAAGUUUAUUCGAUAUAAAAGUAAGUACCACUAGGGUACGUAAACUAGGGUGCUAGCGCUCAGUGCAAAAAUAACAAUGAACAGCAGGAGAAAAAUUGCCUAGUGACAUAUAUAAUAUUUUAAAGUGUAACACAACGUAACAAACGGACAAUACUUGAGUCCCAGACUGAAAGAUGAAUUUAUUUAUUCCCCAUGAGCCACGCCGCCGUCUCCCAAUGAAUAAACACCAUACGCCGAUUUGCACUUAUAUGAGAUGGUCUUCCGACACGACUCUUUCUGUCGUGUAAAUGUAUUACAUUGUAAAAUAACCCGGCGUUUAUGUCACCAAUGAAAUAUUGGUUAAGUAAGGUUUGUUCUAUUUUUAUUGUAGAUUUGAUUUAUUAUUGUGUGUGCUUUUAUUUAUUGUUCCCUAUCGAUGAUCUUCAUUUCUUCGAUAUAUAUAAGUAUAUCUAAAUAUUGUUUAUUAACAAAAUUUUAUUUAAUCGUUUGGCUAUUCAAUGAAAACCUACGCCAAUUGCGAAAAACAGAAUGAAUCUCCAAAUCCCAUGGUCCAGUGGUUGAAUUCUUUCUGAGAAUAGUUUUGAAGGUAUACGUUGCUAUGACAUUUUUAACCUGUCACACUCCUACAAUUCUACUAUGAACCAGUUGUAUAACCAAUACUACUAACAAUCGUAACACCAAUUCACUAUAUCAGAAAACGACGUACUUGCUGUACAGAAGUCUGUUUUGUGGAGCGUGGUGUCCAAAAUGAUAACGGCUGGAUUAUAAAUGUUGACCACCCGACUAUAACAACUGUAAAUUCAAACAUCAAAGUCAAUUUCACUUUAUUUACAAAUUAAUCAGAACAUGUCAUCCCAAAAUAGAAUCUGGUGCUAUUUGUUGAUAAUAAACUUUUAACUUUAAAAUUG